This is a messenger RNA of Phaeoacremonium minimum UCRPA7, 1956 nucleotides long. Its product is annotated as putative sart-1 family protein. NCBI's taxonomy places the organism in Eukaryota, Fungi, Ascomycota, Sordariomycetes, Togniniales, Togniniaceae. Gene Ontology annotation, cellular component: U4/U6 x U5 tri-snRNP complex. The record is from RefSeq and is a predicted model, not a curated record. The coding region runs from base 1 to 1956 and encodes 651 amino acids. Gene Ontology annotation, biological process: mRNA cis splicing, via spliceosome; maturation of 5S rRNA. The transcript is spliced from 2 exons.
AUGGAUGCCACUGCGAUAGAGGAGAUGAACCGUGUUCGCGCGGCGAUGGGCCUAAAGCCCUUGCCAGUCCCUGGCGCUGCGGCAGCGAAGCCGAAGGAGACAUCGCCAGAGGAGGAAGGAGAAGCGGCCAGCACCAUCGAAACAAGGACGGCGGCAGCAUACGACAAUUUCAAGAAAGUACGCGAUGCCGAGAAGGCUAAGAAGGAGCGUGAGGAGAGGGCUGCAUCAAUUCGAAAAGCUCGUGAGAACGCACAGCGUCUCUCUGUAUUGGAGGGGAAGGGGUUAGGCGACCUUGACGAUGAAGGAGAGCUGGAUGCAAAAGCGUGGCUCAAAAGCCAGAAAAAGCGACAAAAGAAGAUCGAGAAGACACGGAAGGAAGAGCAAGAGGCUGCUGCCGCUGCUGCCGCCGCAGCGAAAGAAUAUACCUCUAAAGACUUGGCUGGUGUGAAAGUUGCCCACGAUAUGUCCACUUUCCUCGAUUCAGACGACCAAAUUUUGACACUCAAGGAUACGACUGUGUUGGACGAGGACGAGGAAGGCGACGAGCUUGAAAACCUCAACCUAAGAGAGCGGGAGAAGCUGCAGGAGAAUUUGGACCUCAAGAAGAAACGACCGGUGUACGAUCCAAACAAUAUUGAUGAGACCGGAGAGCGCAGCAUUUUGGCACAGUACGACGAAGAGAUCAGUGGCAAGAAGAAGAAACUGUUUACACUAGAUGCUACAGGAGGCACCGCGGAUAUUGCCGACAUACUCGAGAAUCCUGUGGCGAAGAGAAAGUUGCAGACACUUGACAUUGACAUUCCUGACGUUGCACCCGCAUCCGAUUAUCUGGAUAUAUCCGAGAUCAAGGUUAAAAAACCAAAGAAGAAGAAGUCGAAGUCCACGCGACAAAGGCCGGUCGAUGAUGAUGACGCCCUUUUCCCGGCCGAUCAAGAAUCCGCUCUCGACCAGUCAAUGGACAUUGACUCCGGUGCAGGUGCCUUUGCGAAGAGACGGAAAAUUACCGAUGAUAACUUUGUAGAUGAUGACGAUCUACAAUCUUCCCUGGCUCUUCAAAGGAGAGCGGCUUUGAAGAAGAGGAAGCGGAUGAAACCAGAAGACAUCGCAAAACAGCUCAAAGAAGAAGUGCCUGACGAGUCUGAGGAUGCGCAAGACGCCACCCAGGGUGGCGGGCUGGUCAUUGACGAGAUUUCUGGUUUCGUUGAUACUCUCAAACGGCCAGGAGAAGAUGAUGAUUCCGAUCGUCCACGUAAGAAAUCUCGCUCUGUGGAGCCUUUCACAGCCAUGGAUGCGGAAGCCUCCGAAGAUGAAGAUAUGGAAAAUGCUCCAGCAAUCCAUGAAGAGUAUGAGGAGAGAGAAGUUACACCGGGUGCCGUUAUUGGAGAAGAGGAGAAGACAGUCAGUGGAGCUGGCCUUGGAUCUACACUUCAGCUUCUGAAGGACCGCGGCCUCAUCCAUGAAAGUGGCGGGGCAGAGAUGAACGAAGCAUGGCGCCAGAAGCAGAAGUUCCUUGCCGAACGAAACAAGCUACUUGCGCAAGUAGAGGACGAUGCCAAACGUCAGCGUGAAAGGGAUCGAACAAGUGGGGUCCUCGACCGCAUGUCUGCCCGAGAGCGUGAAGACUAUGCUCGCAAACAGAACGCGGAUCGCGAAUACAGAAUCUCGCAGAUCAUGUCAGGCAUGUAUAGAGAUAGCUACAAGCCUUCUGUCAACCUCAAGUACAUCGACGAAUAUGGUAGAGAGUUGGACCAGAAGGAGGCCUUCAAGCAUCUGAGUCAUCAGUUCCACGGCAAAGGAAGCGGUGCAGGCAAAACGGAUAAGAAGCUGAAGAAGAUCCGAGAAGAACAACGACGCGAAGCCCAAAGCAUCCUUGACGCCAGCCAGAACGUCGGCAUGAGCUCAGCCACAGCCCAACAGCUGAAGAAACGGAGAGAAGCCGGUGUGCGCCUGGCAUAA